CUUUACGCGCGGAACGCGUCGAGCUUCAGUUCACUUUUCGCGACUACGCUCGUUCACUCUACCAAGCCCUCAUCAUGUCAGACUACGAGGAUGAAAUGGACGUGGAUGCGCCCUCCAAGGUGCAAUUCACUUCCGACAAUGCCAGUGGGAAGAAGCGAACGGCGGCCGACCUUCCCAUCGCAGCCCUGGACAACUUGCCAUGGGUCGAGAAAUACCGCCCGAGCAGCCUGGAUGAUGUCUCCGGUCACCAAGAUAUCCUCGCGACCAUCAACCGGUUUAUUGAAGCAAAUCGCUUGCCGCACCUCCUUCUUUAUGGACCUCCCGGUACCGGAAAGACUUCGACUGUUCUCGCGCUCGCCCGGCGGAUAUAUGGCGAGAAAAACAUGCGGCAGAUGGUGUUGGAGCUGAACGCCAGUGACGACCGUGGCAUCGACGUUGUCCGAGAACAGAUUAAGACUUUUGCCAGCACGAAGCAGAUCUUUUCUAUGGCACCCCAGUCCGGCAAUUCAGGGAUUGCUGGUUUUAAGUUGAUCAUUCUUGAUGAGGCAGACGCCAUGACAGCCACCGCUCAGAUGGCUUUACGCCGCAUUAUGGAGCGCUACACGGCCAACACUCGGUUCUGCAUCAUCGCUAACUACACACACAAGCUCUCGCCAGCGCUCCUGUCGCGAUGCACGCGAUUCCGGUUCAGCCCACUCAAGGAGGCUGAUAUCCGCAGUCUCGUUGACCAGGUCAUUGAGAAGGAACAAGUCCGUAUCCAACCCGAGGCGGUGGAUAGUCUGGUAGCUCUGAGCAAGGGUGACAUGCGACGGGCCCUGAACGUGCUUCAAGCCUGUCAUGCAAGCAGCAUCCCAUUACCGAUGCGCGAUGCACCGAAUGCUCCUCGGCCCGAACCCGAAACGAUCACCAAUGCCACAAUCUAUGACUGCAUUGCGGCCCCGCACCCGUCUGAUAUCCAAGAGAUCAUGAGCACCAUCCUGUCAACCAGCGACGUCACAUCCUGCCUCAACACAAUCAACACGCUCAAGGCAAACAAGGGUCUGGCACUGGCCGACAUUCUCUCGGCCCUGGCCGAUCAACUACAACGGCUUGAAGUCCCGGCCGCGACGCGCAUCACCUGGCUGGAAGGACUAGCUGAGAUCGAGUGGCGCCUAUCCGGUGGAGGGUCAGAGGCGGUCCAGACCGGAGGCAUGGUUGGGGUGGUGCGGAAUGGAUGUGAGCUGAUGGGGGACAAGGGUGUCCCAUUGGCAUGA
Penicillium cinerascens is the source of this 1253-nucleotide messenger RNA. RefSeq names its product replication factor C subunit 3. Gene Ontology annotation, biological process: DNA repair; DNA-templated DNA replication. NCBI's taxonomy places the organism in Eukaryota, Fungi, Ascomycota, Eurotiomycetes, Eurotiales, Aspergillaceae. Gene Ontology annotation, cellular component: DNA replication factor C complex; Elg1 RFC-like complex; Rad17 RFC-like complex. The record is from RefSeq and is a predicted model, not a curated record. The transcript is spliced from 5 exons. The coding region runs from base 75 to 1253 and encodes 392 amino acids. Gene Ontology annotation, molecular function: DNA binding; ATP hydrolysis activity; DNA clamp loader activity.